AUGAUAUUUGGAAAAUCAAACCCUGUUCCUCCUCGUCUGAACAUUAAAAUACCCGAGACAAAUGCAAACAUAUUUUCAAAACUCACCUUCUGGUGGAUUAACGAUUUAAUGAGCUUAGGUUACAAACGUCCUUUGGAAAAAGAAGAUCUAUUUGUUUUGAAUGACGCAAGAACUGCUAAAAUUGUUACUGAUAAAUUUGAAGCAGAAUGGAAAAAAGAAGUUGAAAAAAUUGCGUUAGGAAAGAAACCAUCUUUAAUAAAAGCUCUAUAUAGAGUUUUGUGGGUUAGAUUUUGCUUGGCGGGUAUAGUUAGAUUUUUUAGUGAUUUAUUUGCAGCUAUUUCACCUUUGAUUUUAAGAGCCGCUCCUAUUCAAAUUUGUAUAAUAUUGAGUUUGUUAGUAUUUAAUAUUGGGCCAUCUGCAUUAGCAGGUUUUGCUUUAUUGGUGAUAUUGUGCCCUAUGCAAUGGAAGGUUAUGUCAUUAUUGGCACGUACUAGGGCUAAAGCCGCUGGUAUUACAGAUGAACGAGUAAAAUCAAUACAAGAAAUUUUAUUAGGGAUUAGAGUGAUUAAAUAUUAUGCUUGGGAAGAUAGUUUUGCAGAUGCUCUUAAUAAAUUAAGAAAUAAAGAGAUUAGUUUAGUUAGGUUUUUGUUAACUAUUAAAGCUACAAUUACAGGUGUUUCAUUGGUCUAUCCAAUACUUGCUAGUAUCUUAUCAUUUAUAACAUUCUCAUUGACAGGAGGCAACCUUGACGUUGAAAUCGUAUUCUCUUCUUUAGCAUUAUUCAACCUUCUCCUAAUACCUUUAAUGUUCCUGCCAGUAGCUAUAGCUUCUAUUAGUGAUGCCUACGUAUCAAUUAACCGUAUAAAUGACUUUUUGCAGGCUGAUGAAUUAUCAGUUUUACCGGGAAUCAAUCCGGACGAACAAUAUGCUAUUAAAGUUACUGAUGGUGAAUUUGUCUGGGAAAGUGCUCCACCAGAAGAAGUUACUGAUGAUUCAAAAAAAGAAAGGAAAAAAGAAAAAAGGUCAGAAAAUCAUAAAAAAAGUGAUAAAAGUGAAAAUGAUUCUUCUCCCAUUAUUAGUAACGAAAAGGCUCUAGACACCUUUACAGCUUUGACACAUGCUGAUUUAGCUGAAAACUUUGAAAAUUCUCAUCCAUUUUCUCCAAGGUCUCAACUUUGUAAUAUUAAUGUCUCAAUACCUCAUGGAAAGUUAAUUGCCAUUGUUGGUUCCGUAAGGUCUGGUAAAUCUUCAUUAUUGUCAGCUCUGGUUGGUGAAAUGAAAAAAAUUAAAAGAGAGGUCUUAUUUGGAGGAAAUGUUGGGUAUUGUCCUCAAAGUGCGUGGAUUCAAAACGCUACACUUAGGGACAAUAUUACUUUUGGAUUACCUUUUGAUAAAGAAAAAUAUCGACAAGUGAUUAAAGAUUGUUGUCUAGAACAAGAUUUAAAAACACUGCCUAAAGGUGACUCGACCGAAAUUGGAGAAAAAGGAAUUAAUUUAUCUGGAGGACAAAAACAACGUGUCAACCUCGCAAGAGCUGUGUACUAUGGUGCAGAUAUCGUGUUAUUAGAUGAUCCAUUAUCGGCAGUUGAUGCACAUGUUGGAAAAGACUUAUUCACAAACUGUAUUCAAGGUGCAUUUGCCGAAAAAACACGGUUAUUUGUUACACAUCAUUUACAUUAUCUGCCACAAGUCGACUGUAUAAUAUAUAUGGAAAACGGUGAAAUUGCUGAACAAGGAACUUAUGAAGAAUUAAUGAAUAAUGGGAAAUCAUUUUCAAAAUUGAUUGCUGAAUAUGGUAAAAAUAAAAAUGAUGAUGAAAUAAAAAAUGAUGAAGAAUUAAUAUUGAAAGAAAAAAGUCAGACAUUUGAUUUGCCUAAUGGGUUAAUGUCAACGGAAGAACAAUACAGAGGGACAGUGAAUAAAGAAAUAUAUUUGUCAUAUCUUAAGAAUGCGGGUGGAUUGUUAUCGAUGCUAAUCAUUAUUUUCUUGCUUGUUAUGAUGCAAGGAACAAAUAUUGUAAAUAAUAUUUGGCUUUCAUUUUGGUCUGGCAACACGUUUGACCUUCCAAUAGGACUUUAU
Messenger RNA from Dentiscutata erythropus, 2079 nucleotides. The record is from the annotation of a GenBank genome assembly. NCBI's taxonomy places the organism in Eukaryota, Fungi, Glomeromycota, Glomeromycetes, Diversisporales, Gigasporaceae.